GCCGUCUCCAGCACACACAUCCCAACUUGCAAACAUGGUGAAGGUUCUUGCGUUUGGCGCCUUAACAGCCUCGUUCGCGUCGGCCGCGCUGCCAGGUCAAUGCAAGACCGACAGCAACUGCGCCCAGUUUGGCCAGGGCUACACGUGCGUAUCAGUGCAGUCCAACGUGGCGGGCAUCGCGCUCGCUUCCCAGUGCGUCCUGGGUAGUGCAUGCGGUGGCAACACCCCCGGCAAGUGCCCCACGUUCAGCUCGUGGACGAGCAAGUUUCAACAGAUCCAACCGGUGUGUGCGUUUGCUCCGGCGGAGAACUGCGUCCCGACACGGCCCCCCGUGCUGGAGGGCGAAGAAAUGGCCAUCAACCCCGUGACCACCGCCAACCCUGCGUCCGUCAACUGUUACACCGCAACCUUCACCGCCAACAACGACACGGUCAAAGUCCAAGGCAUUUACAAAUGCUUGGACGCCGAAAUCUACACGAGUCAAAACCUCGGGGGCCUCCAAAACCUCACCGAUAGUCAGAUGCAGGCUUGCCAAGGCAACGCAACCGACUCGUUUACGCCCCCCGCGCUCUGCAAUGGCCACGGCACAUGCUCUCCCGUCGGGUCGCUCUCGUCCACAUACCGAUGCGUGUGCAACCAAGGGUACAGCGUUGACGACAACUGCCUCAAAGCUGUCUCGAACGUUUGCGACAGCUUUGGCAGCUGCGGCCAAGGCAACACGUGCGACCCCACGACAGGUCAAUGUAUUUGCUCGGAAGGGACGACGGGGCCUCAGUGCUCGUUGUGCGAUGGGUCACCCGCCGCGUGCUCUACGAAUGGCGCGUGCAGCGACGGUGUGUGCACAUGCAAGGACGGGUACAUUGGCACAUUCUGCGAAAAGAUCAAACCUGCAACGCCGUCGCCCAGCACCACCGAUUCCGGCAACGGAACCGGGAGCGCGGCGACUGCGACCGUGUCGAUGGCCGUCGCCGCUGUCGGGCUCUUGACUUGGGUCUUUGAAUCGACGUACACCCACUAGCUGCUACUUUAUGAACCAACAUGUCAUUCGAUUCCUCUUGAA
Aphanomyces invadans is the source of this 1060-nucleotide messenger RNA. RefSeq lists its product as hypothetical. The record is from RefSeq and is a predicted model, not a curated record. Lineage: Eukaryota; Oomycota; Saprolegniomycetes; Saprolegniales; Verrucalvaceae. The transcript has a single exon. The coding region runs from base 35 to 1018 and encodes 327 amino acids.